AUGGCGGGUACAGAUAAAGAAUCAGAAACACAGACUGAUGAUAUUCGGGCAGCGUCUCAUGAAAAUGUAACCCAAACUUGUAAACUUUCUGACAACCCUCAACAAAGCUACAUUGGUAAAACACUACUCAAUAAUCUUCAUGGAAGUGGCAUCUACUUCUUAGAAAAACCGAACAAGAAAAUCUACAUCGAUGGACUUUUUUAUUGCAAUAAACUCGAAGGUUAUGGGCAUGUUUUCUAUGGAGAUGGCUCUUCCUUUCAAGGGCUAUUCAAGGAUAACAGAAGAUUUGGUCCUGGAGUAUUUACGUACCCAAACGGUAAUCAAGACGUCGGUAUUUGGAAUGGAUUUUCAUUAGUGAGGUUGAGUAGUCCUGUCCAUGAAUUCUUCCUACCAAAACUAGCAGAAUCUGCUAGGGGAUUAGCACAACUUUUAAGGUACAGGGACCAGUUGAAUAACUCACCAGAUGAGCUAGAGAGAAUUGAGGGUGAAUUGGAGAAGAUCGAGACCAUUCUGGCUAACCUUCAAAAAGUGAAACCUGCCCUUUUCGAGAAGAUACAGUACUGCAAAACCUGUUGCUAUCAGCCUGAACGAAUUGAAAGUAGAAUAUCUUCACAAAAAUCUGGUAGUGAUGUACCAAACUCAUCUUUUAGAUUUUCGAAUGUAGAUGAUUUGAGAUCAACUAUGACUGAAACAAUGACAUUCGAUGACACGGCGAGCUAUGCUAUUUCUGAAGGAAUUAUCAGCUUACCAGAGGAAAUCGAGAAAAUCUAUCAGGGUACCUGUGUAUGUGAUGAAGAAAUGGGUAUUGAAGACUUGGCGUUUUUGGAAAAACAGUACGAGGAUUUGAUGGAAGAAGAACUAUUUUAUAAUAAUAUCAGAAGAGGUUUGAGUGACAGACUAACAAGACACUCAUUAGAAAUAAGACACAAUUCAAUAACUCAAUUUGAAACUGAUGAAAUCAAAGAAGUGUUAGCAUGGAACAACGAGAAAUUGAUGAUUGAUAUCUUGAAACAUAGUUUCUUACACCGUAAGUCAGAAAACAGGCUAAAUGUGAAGCUAUCAGCAAUAUUCGAAUCACAAAGAUUCAUUGAAUUUUCGCACCGCGGGCAUUAUGAGUUGAAUUGUGAGAAUUUUCUGGCAGAAUCUGGUUCAGGGUAUUUUCCCAAAGUCAUGGAUCAUUUGAGAAAGCCCAAUGUCGAUGUGAAUGUGACCGAUGCAAGUGGAAAUAAUGCUGUGUUUUUUGCUGCUGCGAAUCAUAAUAGAGACAUUAUCCGAGUUUUAGUGAAUUUUGGUGCAAACUUGAACCAAAUCAACGACGAAGGACUUACACCUUUGAAUAUGUGUAUUUUGUCAUACCUAGCUGAACAGAACAAGAUCGAAGAUUGGGAAAGUGCUUUUCUACCUGAAGAUUCUAUUUGUUUGGACGAAAUUGAACAUCUCAAAUGGUACCCCGGAAUAUCGAUGAAUAUAAAAACAGGAGGAACUCUCAAAUCCUCGAAACGAGGUAGUCUUACGCAGACUUAUUUUUUCAAUACUAAAUAUAGAGAAGAAGAUACAACAGAUAGUGAAAAUGAGGUCGCUUCACAUGGUUCGAAGAGAGACGAUCUAUUUAAAAAUUAUCCAGGAGAUAGUACAAUCAUCAGCCUAUUGAACUUUGGGGCUGAUCCCAAUAUUGGGCAUGUUCCAUUUCCAGCUUUAGCGUUAUCAUUGUACACUGAAAAUCAUCACUUGGUCGAGAAGAUUUUGGAAUCUGGAGCUGAUACUCAAGUCAAAACAUCUGACGAAAACCUCACUUGUCUACAUAUCAUGGCCAGUAUAGAAUGUAGCAAGCAGAAUGUUGAAAUUUGCUCUGUCUUGUUGAAAUAUGGCUGCGAUCCAAAUGUGAAGACUGAUGAAGAUCAUUGGCGAGAACAAAAUGUGAGAAUAAUGGGCAACUAUGUGAUUCCAGAAGAGUUUGAAGACACGGGGAAGAAUCCUCUACAUAUGCUAUGUUUGCGCAAGGAUUUCAAAAAAGAUAGUGACAACAAUUUUCAAAAUAUGGCAAAGCUGUUCAUCGACUCUGGAAUCGAUAUCAACGAUACUUACUUAGGACUGAACGCUUUAGAACUGGCUAUAUUAUCAGGAAAUUUGAAGUUGGUAGAGUUUCUCUUGAAGACAGGUCUCUUAGAUCCCCACAGACUGAUAGAUCCUUGCAUAGGAAAUACUCUGACAUUAUUUUUGUCUGAGAGAUUCAGAGAUAUCCUACCUCUUGAUGAAUGUAAACAGAUGAUAGAGUUAUUAGUGAACUUUGGGGUGAACCCAUUAUACAAGGUUGGUGAUUACGAAAAUGUGAUAGAGUUCAUGGAGAGAGACGAUGGCAAUGCCAGAAGUAAGAAAGGAGAGGCUCCCAAGAAAGCCAAUGAGACACAAAUAACUUUGAAAAACCUCCUGAAGAACCUGGCAAGAAAAAUGAUAUUGAAAGAUAUUGGUGUCAAGGCAGUGGAGUAUCUGUACAACCUAGCUGAAGCUGAUCUACUAGAUAACGAAGGAGUCCAAGUUUUAGCGGAAUAUUUAACGACGGAACAGUUUCUCGAAAAUCUUAAAGUUAUAUUCGAACAUGGUAAAAUCCCAAUCGAUAGAUUUGAUACAAUGAUCUGCCAGAAGGUAUUAGAUUUUGUUAGGAAGAAUAGGAAACAGCCCAAGACAAGUAAGAAGCAAAAAAGUAAGCUCCAACUUACAAAAUCUGACCUAAAUAAUUUUAAUUUUGAUAGUCUCCUUGAUUCAAUCAGAAUAGAUUUGAAACAUAGCCGUAGUAACGUUAAUCAUGAAGUAUGUUUCCAAUGCUUGAAAAGUCAUGAGAAGACUUUGACCAAGUGUCCUAAAUGUGAGUUGUUAUAUUUUUGUUCAAUCCAGUGUAACAAAGCCAAUUUGAAACAAAAAAAUAACGAGCAUGUAUGUGCUUUAAACGUUUUUGAACAUACUGGUGAAUGGGUAACUGAUGUAGUUGGACUGAUAGAACUUUGCAAAAAAGCUGAGUAUAAGAACCAAAUGACAUAUCUGGAGAGGAAACGGAAGCAGGAAGACUUAAGACGAAAAGAGGAAGAGGAUGAGAGGAGGAAAGAUAUAUAUGGAUAUAGAAACUCGCAUAAAGCAUUCGUUAAAUCGAGCAAAUGUCCAGUUAGUCGCAAUGAAAAUUGUAAUAGAAAAAAGAGUGAUGAUCGAUUGCAAUAUGAGCCUUCAGCUAUAUCUUCAAAGUCUGGUAAAGCUAGUACUCUUGUUACUGCUAGUAAUUUGAGUACAUCGUUGAGUAUUGCAUUAGAUGAAAAACUACAAAGAUUGAGUAUGGUUGAAAAACUCGCAGAAAAAGAAAAAGUGAACAAGAAACAUAAAAUUACUCAGUUUUCUAAAAGAAAAAUUCAGAAGCUGGAUCGCCCUAAUUGUGGAUCAUCAGCUUGUAUGGUAGCUAGAAAUGGUAAAGAGAUUAUUUCUCGAUUCGAAGUCCUGCCCAACCUGGAGGAACCAUAUAUAACUGCAAGAAAAACUACAAAGAAACUUCCUGAGAGAACGAAGUUUUUCAUAGAGCUGCUCAAAAACUAUUUCCCGAAUGUAGAUUUGUCUUUUCUUAUAGUACCAUACAUUUGUUAUGCUGAUGGUCACUUGUACUAUCAGUUUUCUGACGAAAACCAAUGUGAAAAUUAUAGCAUGACAUGAUAUAUAAAUACGAAUCAGUCGUUACGAAUUGUGAAAAUGGAUUAACACAAAUUAUUUGUUGAACGUAACUCUAUAUUUCGUAAACACAUAUUCCAUCCACAGCGUAUAUUUCACUUUGCUAGAUAUAUUUCAGCUCUGGUUGAUAGAUGAUAAAUAGCAUUGUGUCAUGAUCUGUGAAAUUCGUUCUGUGAAUUCAUUGAAACGUACAGUCAAAAUACAAAUAACAUUUCGCGGUUGGAUGGUAUAGAGUACGUAGUAGUUUGAAAAAUUUUUUUGGGGGGGGUUAUGUUAUUUCGAAAAAAUUCCUGGGGAACACAUGUGAUAGUCAUAUUUGAGAAAUUUGAAGAAGGGAGCCGAAUUCUCAAAAAAUGCGCCGCAAGCGAAAUGUUUACGUUUUUAAAAUUCAUUUAUAUCGAAUCGAACGUUAUUAUUUUGGGUCACAAUAAU
This is a messenger RNA of Phaedon cochleariae (mustard beetle), 4137 nucleotides long. NCBI's taxonomy places the organism in Eukaryota, Metazoa, Arthropoda, Insecta, Coleoptera, Chrysomelidae. The record is from the annotation of a GenBank genome assembly.